GGGGCUUAGCUCUCAUCCCUGGAGUCUGGGGACAGACAGCUCACUUGCUUCAUGUCAAGGAGCCAGGACACAACAGCACUAUGGGCUCUGGGGUCCCAUUACUGAGAGCCCUCCUCGUCCUCUUAGCUUUUCCUCAAGAGCGUGGUGAAGCCCACUUCCUGAGCGCUAACACCUCAGAACCACCUCAUGGGCCGCAUUCACCUCUCAAACUCAUGCCCAUUUGGACAGGCCUUGGAGGAGCUCAAGUACUGGCGACGGGCAAGCCUGCUGGGACUGAGAUUGAUUUCAAAUAUGCCAUCAUUGGCCUGGCACUGGGAGCGGCCAUAUCUGCAGGUUUCCUUGCCCUGAAGAUCUGCAUGAUCCGGAGACACUUGUCUGAUAAUGACUCUGCAGACCUGAAGAACACACCCCAGGACACCAUCUUGCUGAAGAAGAAAAGCCCAAGAGAUGCCCAGGUGAUUGAGCUGUGAGCUGCUUGCUAUAUCAGAAGAAGCUUUAGGCACUUCAAGACUGAACAUGCAAGGCCAAUGAUGGAUCAUUACCUGAACUCAGUAUAGGAACAGGUACUAAAUGGACUGCAAUCGGCAGCACCUGUGUCCUGAAGCAAGCUGUCUCUCCUGUUCUGCAAGAGUGUCUGCAAGGGGAAGUACCUGCAUGAACAGCACGGAAAAAGGAAACCCCAAAUCUGUAUUUCUCAACCUAGGUGCCCAUGUAGGAGCUGUGUGAGCUCCUACAACAACAUUGUAUCCACGUCAAUAAAGCCUCACCCCAACAUGGCGCAUGGACCAAGCCAAGCCAGCUUCCUCCGCACUGUGGGGCUGUAAGCAUUCAGGCUUAGUUUUGUACAAUGCGUGGCCUUGUGGUCUGAGCUGCUAGAAGAUUGGACUUUAAAGACCAAUCGUGUGAGCAUCCAGGGGAGCCUCGAGCUGAUGAGUCGGAGGGCAACCUAAGGGUGACCUUCUAAGGGAACAGAGGACAGACUAGGGCAAAGUGAGGGGAAGGAUCCUGGCAGCCCUGGGAAGGAGGAGAACCAGAGCAAGCUGGCAUGGCGCCUCACAGAGAAUGACAGGAAUGCAGACUCACAGUGUUUCCCACACACAAUGACUUUGUGCUGAUUGUUGUAGUGUGCAUCGUGUCUUCCUGAAAGGUCCAGGAAACCUAUACCCUGCUGCUCUUGCUAUCAGAAUGGAAUUCAGAGCGCAGGCUCUGGGAGCAUUCCCUCACAAUUGGAUCAUCCCUGCCUGGGAAGACUGUGCUUUUCCAGUCUGCAUGAAGGCAGGUGGCUGUGUGGUCUGGGUCUCCUCACAUGGGUUACCUUUAUCAUGCUGUGAUGAAAGAGGAAUUAUUUUUUCAAAACAAAGUGCUGCUUUAAAAUAGCGUCUGGAGUCCCAGGGUGUCUUGUCUGCCUUGAUAAUGGUGCUACUCAUUAGCAGCUUCUGUUAGCUGAUCACCUGAAGCAGUUACGUGGUACUCAUAAGCAAUCUUCCGUGUGUGAGAUAGAAUAAAUCAUCGUGCACUGGAGCUGGUAAUUGAUUUGUUUCUUUUAGCGGCGUUUUAAUUAAAACAUCUGGUUUGUGAACAGCAGGA
Apodemus sylvaticus (European woodmouse) is the source of this 1587-nucleotide messenger RNA. It is a transcript of the gene Tmem273, whose product is annotated as transmembrane protein 273. Lineage: Eukaryota; Metazoa; Chordata; Mammalia; Rodentia; Muridae. The transcript has 6 exons. The record is from RefSeq and is a predicted model, not a curated record. The coding region runs from base 81 to 470 and encodes 129 amino acids.